UCCCUGUAACGCAUGACCAUCGUAAGUCGGAGUUGAGACAAUGAAACGACGUCUUGUUUGGAGGUACUUGUAAUGGAAGGUUUCCAGACCAAUAUUUGAAGGGAUAUAUGAAGAAGCUUCGAUUGCGGGGGCCUAUCUUCCCUGAAGAUAUUAAAAGGCCCGCAUCUCGUCAGCUCCCCUGCUCUCUUCGCACAUCCUAGCGCUAUAUCUAUAAAAACGCUCGCAUAUAUUUUAGAAAAGACUUGCACCCCGCGACCCUGACCUCUCGUCUAUUUCAAGCCCACAAUGGCUACCGCAUGGUUACCUACCGCAUUUUUAUCGGCUGCCGUCCCCGACGGAAAAUGGGACCUGCAAUCUGAUGAAGUCUACUGCGAUAUUCCAUCCAGUGACGUGCUUCGCGUAACUGAGCCCGUAGACCUCCUCUACUAUCACGACACAGCUUCAACCUCAUGCUCUUCUCCAGCCGGCGAUUACGCGGACCUAGCAUAUCCUCUCACGCCCGCGAACGAGUGCCAUUUUGGGUACGCGGAUGUACCACUUCACGGCCUCUGCACACAUCCCCGACAGCUCGAAGCGGUUCGCUGCCCAUGUGCAUGCUGCGCGUACACGCCACCUGACUACAUGUACUGUGCUUCCGUUUCGUCUGUAUCCGAUGUAUCCGCCAGCUCGCCCGUGGCCCGCGCGCAAAUAUCAGUGCAUCCAUUCACUGGCUUUCCUUCCCGAUCGCCGUCUAUCAAUGCAGAUGCGUUCAGCUCCUCACCAUACAGCAGCCAGGAGUCUGUUUGCCCAAGUCCAAUCUCACCGCAAAGUCCUGUAGCCACUGUACCCACCAUCGAUGAAAAGCCGUUUUGCAUAAAGCGAUCUUCUUCCGACGAAGGUUCUUUUCCGAUAAAUCCGGUACUCUCCAUAAUUGAGGAAAAGUCAGCCGCGACAGUUUCACCAUCAAGCAUCUUUGGUGCCCCACCCACACCUACUACGGCAGAACCCUCAGAAAACAUGAAUGUCUUUGACCGCUUCAUUGAUGAAUCAAAAUGGACAACGACGGAGACUGGCGGUCUUCUCGGCAAAAUUGAUCUGUUUGGAGAUUUGUUACCCAUUCCUGCCAAGGUCUGUGGAAUCCUGAAUGCUACAGACGCAUCCAUUGACGACGGCAUCAAAAGCAAUGUGAGCGACAGCCGACUCGAACACCACCUUGCUGACAACGAAGUAAAUGACAUGGACGAAAGCGAUACAUCUGACGCUGAGGAGCUCAUCACACAAACGCUGGUAUUCGACCAUUCACAAACUGUACCUUCUUUAAUCGCUGCUUGCAGCAGCGACGACGAAAAGGAAAUGUGCAAUGAACAAGUACCAGUUACCUCUCGUCGACCUGGAAGGCCGCAUCUGUCAGUCGUGACCAGUGAUAUGAAGCCGAUCAAGAAGCGAUCCAGGUCCCCUUCCGCUGAUUACUUGGAAGAGAUUGAAACGCCAGCUGUGCGACGUAGCCGCAUGGCUGUCUUCACUUAUGAGGAAAUGUCCUCAGAAGAAGGAGAAUACUCUAGCCCCGAAGACGCAUUUGCAAAUUUCAACGAUGGUACCGAUGCGGUCAAGAAUCUGACUAGCACUAUUGCCUGGAGAAAGAAUUCGGCUGGGAGAUACAUUUGUCCUCACCGCGGAUGCUCCAAAACCUUUGAGCGCAAAUUCAACGGAAGCACCCACUAUGCAACUCAUUUCGACGUGCGAAUGCAUGCAUGUCCAGUUUGCUGCAAAACAUUUACUCGUUCUUAUGACCUUAAGAGGCACCAAAAACUUCAUAAAAGCAGCAAAAGCAAGAGCCAUUCCCCUUCCAAAGCCUCCGAAGCGACCCACUCCUCCACAAAAUGCCCAAACAACAAGAAGCGCACAUUGCCUGCGAACAGCACCCCCACGCACAAGCGAAAGAGAUCGCGGACAGCGAAAUAAACAUGUUUAUGGUUUGAGAUUUUGGAGCGUAAAUAAAACGGUGUACAAAGCAGAAGGGCGGUUUUUUGUUGAGAAUAAUUUAUCGAUACCCGAUUAGCGAUUAGGCUUGUCUUUCUUAGCACAUAGUUUUUUGUUGUCUUUAUUCCCGCCUGUAAGAAUGCCUUAGAUGUAGUUUAGGUGUACUUAAAGUUCUUAAUGUAUUUAUUUAUUAUCAUGUCGUAAAGCGGGCUAUACGCAGAGAGUC
Messenger RNA from Spizellomyces punctatus DAOM BR117, 2185 nucleotides. RefSeq lists its product as uncharacterized. NCBI's taxonomy places the organism in Eukaryota, Fungi, Chytridiomycota, Chytridiomycetes, Spizellomycetales, Spizellomycetaceae. The record is from RefSeq and is a predicted model, not a curated record. The coding region runs from base 286 to 1941 and encodes 551 amino acids. The transcript has 3 exons.